AUGAUUCUCCGAUUUCACAUCAUUUUCUUAUUAUUCACUUUAUCGAUUGCGAAACCAGGAAAACUAGCAAGAGUCAAGAGAAAAGCGAGUUGCGAGAAUGAGAUCGAGUACGACGGAUCGGAAUGGCAUUGUGGGAAUGGAAUCGCUUCACACAUUGGAUCGAUGGGCGUCUCGAUGCUCACUUUCAACACCGAUUUGAUCAACAAGUGCUGUGCCUAUCACGAUUAUCAUAUCGAUUGCGUGAUGGCAAGGCUGGAAGCCGAUGCCGCUUUUGACUCGUGUCUAUCAAACGGUAAUAUCGUGACUCGUUGGUUCGCUCGUCCAAUCAUGACUUUCUUUGUGAAAACUUUCGCCACAACUCCCUCAACAGCUUACGAAUUUUCGGAAACAUUCAAGAACACGACUGCUAAUUUCAUCAUUUCACAAACAACUACUUCUUUUGAGUUUGAAAAUGUCACAGAAAGCUCUGUCAAUGAAACAAAGCUAAAAUUGAUUGAGAUUUCCUCUGGAGAAGAGGUUGUUAUCUAU
Messenger RNA from Mesorhabditis belari, 528 nucleotides. Lineage: Eukaryota; Metazoa; Nematoda; Chromadorea; Rhabditida; Rhabditidae. The record is from the annotation of a GenBank genome assembly.